CCGCCCACGACCUGCACGCCCAGCGGCAGACCCUCCUCGCCCAGACCCAGGGGACACUGGGUGACCGGCAGCCCGAGGAUAUUGAUUACACCUGCGGAUCGAGAGGAAGGGAUGAAAUGUUCGGAAAUAAAGAUAAGGUCGUACGGGUUGUUGGUGAUGCCUCUCAGGUGGUUGUGGGACUCGCACCACAUGCACAGCUCGCUGGUGUUGGUGACGCCCAGCGGGAUGGCCCCGGCUCUCUUCAGGAGGGCCACAGGUGGAGCGUCCACGAUGGACACGACUCUUCGCCUGCUGACCACACCUGUGGUGUUGGGCAUGCCUGCAAGACGGACAUGUGUCAACUGCGAUGAGGAUGAUGAAGAGUCAGAUGACGAGGAAGACUGGUUCUUUCUUGCCUGUCUUUAACCACAGCGUUCAGAAAGGGGUUGACUUCCUGGAUCCUGUCAAUACGUUGGAUAUUGACAGACACCAGGGAGAGAGCAAUCACUUCCAUAGGCUGCAGCACCAGUGAGGCAGCUCCGUGCGCACUGAGAGAGUCCACGAUCCAAUUGGUGGAACCAGCGAGGGGAGCCCCGGCCUUAACCACUGCAGGAGGAGCAGAGGAGACCGAGGGAGAGAGAGGACACCACAGGAGCAGCAGCAGGAGUAAUAGCAGCAGCAGGAGGAGGAGGAGGAGCAGCCUGCGCAGUUCAGAGAGGAAGCACUGGGCUCCGGUGGCAUGACGGACUUCACCCAAACUGCGCACUGACUCCGCAGGAUGCACCGCUGCAGCUGCGCGCUCCGGUAAAGACGCACAACUGCAGGAAUCCGACGCAAGAACUGACCCGACCAAAGCUGCGACAUCCCCCUUCCCAAACCCCCUGCUGAGCGCCGUGGCCUUGCCGCGGACAUGGGACAUGUAAACAGUAGCCGGGCUGGAUUUUAAACUACACGCACACAUCCCACGUCCUCCCCCGCCCCCUCCAUCUCCUCCCGGGCCGUCCCGAGAUGGAGUCGGAGACGCGGGUCGAGCCUCCGCAGCAGGAGGCAGCCGCGGAGCCGCCCAUGCACAGCGUCCACGGGACCAACCGGAUCCGGCCGUCCUCCUACCGGGCCCUGCGCAGCGCCGUGUCCAGCCUGGCCCGCAUCGACGACUUCAGCUGCGAGAAGAUCGGAGCGGGCUUCUUCUCCGAGGUGUUCAAGGUGCAGCAUCGUGUGUCAGGUCAGGUGAUGGCCCUGAAGAUGAACAUCCUGGCCAGCAACAGAGCCAACAUGCUCAGGGAGGUGCAGCUCAUGAACAGACUGUCUCACCCCAACAUACUCAGGUUUAUAGGAGUGUGUGUGCACGAGGGGCAGCUCCACGCUCUCACUGAGUACAUCAACGGGGGGAACUUGGAGCAGCUGUUGGGCAGCAACGUGUACCUGUCGUGGAGCGUGCGGCUCAGCCUGGCCCUGGACAUCGCCCGCGGGCUGCAGUAUCUGCACAGCAAGGGCAUCUUCCACAGGGACCUCACCUCCAAGAACUGCCUGGUGCGCUGGGAGAGCGGCGUGUGCUCGGCCGUGGUGGGAGACUUUGGCCUGGCGGAGAAAAUCCCAGAUUACAGUGAGGAUGAAGACCAGGAGCCCCUGGCCGUCGUCGGCUCCCCCUACUGGAUGGCCCCCGAGGUUCUCCGAGGAGAAGUGUACAAUGAGAAGGUGGACGUGUUUGCGUUCGGGAUCAUCCUGUGUGAGGUCAUCGCGAGGAUACAGGCCGACCCUGACAUCCUGCCACGCACCGAGGACUUUGGUCUGGACAUUGAGGCCUUUCAGCAGAUGGUGGGCGACUGUCCCUCAGAUUUCCUCGAACUGGCCGUUACCUGCUGUAAUAUGUCUUCAAAGCUCCGUCCGUCCUUUUCCCAAAUCGCAGAGGAGCUGGAGAGGAGACAGGCGGAGAGGAAGCAGAAGGACGAGGUCAAACCCGUCUCUCCAUCCAUUGGGCCCCUGCGGAGAUCCCUCAUCCGUCCAUCAGACCCUCGACUCUCCCGCAGUAAAUCAGACAUGCUCCACCCCCCGGACACGCCCCCCUCUGUCCAACUGGCGCCCCCCGCUCGCGUCAACCCCUUCUCUCAGAGGGAGGACCUGAAUGGCGGCAAGAUCAAGUUGUUCGACACGCCCAGCAAGUCGGUCAUCUCCCUGACCUUCACCCUGCCCCCUCCACCGGACUGCGACGACCCUUCAGCAUCCGAGACGGACGGCAGCAACCUGCGCAGGAGGCACAGGCGCUGCCACUCGCUGCCGUGCACGCCUCCCCCUCACCUCACGUCGGCGCCGAACACCAUCCUCACUGAGGAGGUGUCCCCGUCUGAGAGGAAAGGUGAAAUAACUGGACAGAGCUACGAGAUGGGGGAGCAAGGCGAGAUGCAGCUGGCAGGAGACUCAGGGCUUCCUCUGUCUCUCGAGCCGCUGUCCCUCGACCAAGAGGAUGAGGAGAAAGAGGAGGAAGAGGAGCCCAUGGACUGCACCAGCUCUCCGGACACACAAGACGAAAGCACUUCAUCUCCUUACUCCGAUCCCUCGCCUCCUCUCUCACACUCCUCCACUCCGCUCCAACCCUCCAGCCCUCCCUUCUCUAACGGCUGGGGGUCCGCCAUCUCCAACGGGCCCCCGUGCCUGCCUCCCCUCUCCUGUUUGGACAACAACAAUGUGGUCGUCAGCCGGCCGCUGGGAUGGAGCACCCCGACCCCAAAUGCCGCCACCACCACCAACAACAACGGCUACCACUCACCUGGAGACCCCGCCGGCUCGUCCCCGUUCGGCUCCAGCAGCGGCCACUCUCUGGACCAGGAGGAGGUCGUCUCCUGUCCCGGCUGCUGCCUCGCCGGCUUCCGCUUCCCCUCGCUCUGCCUCAGAGCUCCGCCGCGCAGGAACCCCUACAAGAACCUGAACGUGGACCACGCAGCCUCGCGCGGCCUGCUCAGUCCGGGACCCAAGGGUCUGCCGCCCUCCACUAACCCCACCACCACCACCACCCGCCUGGAGCCGGGCCUCGCCUUGCCGGGGGCGCAGACAUAAGCCCAGACUCCUCGACACCAAAUACACGAGUGGAGACUCUGCACCGAAAGAUCUUCCCUGGAAAUGAAGUGGCUCUUCUUCGAAUUUGCACAGAUUUGAACACAGCAAUACUCUGCUUCUCCUCCAGACACACUGUGCGGUGCAGAGCGUCCACCUCCUGGAACACUCCCGACCUGGAGAGUGGCUGAGUGGUGGGACAGGGAGCUUUCUCUCUUGACUUUCUCUUGUGUGUGUCGCCCUCUGCUGGGCUGAGGGCGUCAGCUGUGCCUGCGUGGAUGUGACCGACGAGCCGAUCCGCAUGUGAACACUCGGGGCCCCGGUCGAUUUCGAUCCUGUAUAUUUUGCAGAUGUUAAGAUUCUUAUGACUGAUGAUGAUGCUGGAAUGAGGAAUGUUAAGCUUAGUAUUAUUACUGUUGCAAUGAUUUAUUGAUGUUUGGUGCUGUUUCUGAAUGAACAGGCAGUUUUUGCUUUUGUGUCUUUAAUUAUCAAGGUGUAUAGUGCACUGCUGAGAUGUGAGUGUGUGUGUGAGUGUGUGUGUGUGUGUGUGUGAGUGUGAGUGAGAGCUGUACACCGUUCUGACUCUUUUGUUUUCUGUAUGAUCUGUGUCCUCCCUCCUGGUGAAGCACUUCAUCUGUAUUACUGUUGUUAAAAAGGAAGCUGUUGAUGUCGUCAUUACUUUUGGGAAUGAACGGUCAAAGACCUGCUUAAGAGAUGUAUGUAUUAUUAUUCAGAUUCUUAUUAUUUAAACCAUGGCAUUGAAUAAAAUGAGAGAAUGCAGUGAA
This is a messenger RNA of Hippoglossus stenolepis (Pacific halibut), 3812 nucleotides long. RefSeq names its product testis associated actin remodelling kinase 1b (gene tesk1b). Bases 988 to 3030 code for a protein of 680 amino acids. Gene Ontology annotation, cellular component: nucleus; cytoplasm. Gene Ontology annotation, molecular function: ATP binding; protein serine/threonine kinase activity. Lineage: Eukaryota; Metazoa; Chordata; Actinopteri; Pleuronectiformes; Pleuronectidae. The transcript has 14 exons. Gene Ontology annotation, biological process: positive regulation of stress fiber assembly; actin cytoskeleton organization; protein phosphorylation. The record is from RefSeq and is a predicted model, not a curated record.